Mytilus trossulus (common blue mussel) is the source of this 2653-nucleotide messenger RNA. RefSeq names its product membralin-like. Lineage: Eukaryota; Metazoa; Mollusca; Bivalvia; Mytilida; Mytilidae. Gene Ontology annotation, cellular component: endoplasmic reticulum. Gene Ontology annotation, biological process: positive regulation of ERAD pathway; response to endoplasmic reticulum stress. The record is from RefSeq and is a predicted model, not a curated record. Bases 319 to 2496 code for a protein of 725 amino acids. The transcript has 11 exons.
CGAAUCUUGGCCUGUUUGCCCAAAAACAUGGUCCCACCCAUUCACGUUCACUCCCAACAUGUAGGGUUGCCAUCAUGUAAAAUUGAUAUAAGCUUGCUUUGGGACCUUAGCUCUUAUCUUCCUUCCUCAAUCCUGAUAUAUAUUUUCACAAUUUGGGACAAUAUGGUUUCUAACUUCUGAAAACAUAAGGACUAAUAGAUUACGGUUUCAGCAGCUAGAUUGAUGUCAGCACUAGUCAAGCUAGAUCCCUUGUCCUGUUACUCAAUAAUAUGUUGUUGAUGAACCGUAUUGGACUAUAAGUGACCACCAGAGCCAGUUAUGAACAAUCCUGACCAAGAGAACAAUAACAAUGAGCCAAGAGCUAGAGGACGGACAGGACAGAACCCUUUGUUGAAUGUUAGAGACAGACUGUUUCAUGCUUUGUUCUACAGAGUAGCAUUAACAUAUGCUAGGGCCUUUCCUAAACCUAUCAGAAGAGUUUUGGAAUUUGCAAUUUUAUUAAAGGCACUGGUUGUUUUGAGUAUAUUAGUUUAUAUACAUGUUGUUUUUGCUCGAACUCCUAUUAAUUGUUUGUCUCAUGUAAAAGACUCAUGGCCUAGAGAUGGUAUUCUUAGAGUAGAAAUUGUACACAAUGCAACAGCAAACUACACGUUGAUUAAUUCUUACGAGAAAGAAUACACAGACUUUACAUUUCAAUUCUUUAAUAAUGGCAAAGUUCUCAAUCAAGAAGAAGAUGAGCCAUCAGAAGGGGAACACUCAUAUGAAGAGCAAACGGCAGCUCCAGAAAAUGAAGAAGCACCACCUGGUGGUAAUUCAGAAAAGUCAGAAGUAAAAUCUGAAGAUGGAAGUGAAGAAUUGAAAACAGAGGAAAAAAUUUUGGAAGCUAAAUUCAUAGACCAUCUUCUUUCUGAAAAGAACAGUGAUAUGAAAUUAGAUAAUUGGACAACUAUAGAUAAUACCACACUGUUAAGUGCAGAGGACAAAACAGUAGAUGACACUGAUACCACGUCUAUCUAUGGCUUUACACCAUCUGAAAUAGAAAUGCUGGCCAAAGUUGUUUGGCCUGAAGAAAAGUACAUUGUAGAAUAUGCUCUUGAGUAUGGAUUUUUACGGUUAUCACCGAAGACCAGACAGAAACUAAAUAUAACAGUCAUGUUGGUAACACUAGAUCCAGACAGAGAUGUAUGUUUUGGAGAUAGUAUCAGUAGAUUUUUACUGGCAGAGUUCUUGGGAUAUGACGACAUAUUGAUGUCUAGUAUCAAACAGUUAGCGGAACAGGAAGACAACAAAGGUUACCUUAGAAAUGUGGUGUCUGGAGAGCAUUACAGAUUUGUCAGUAUGUGGAUGGCUAGAAGUUCUUAUUUAGCUGCUGCUUUCAUUAUGCUAAUAUUUACUGUCUCUGUUUCAACUUUGUUGAGAUAUUCACACCACCAGAUAUUUAUCUUUAUAGUUGAUUUUCUACAGAUGUUGGAGAUGAAUAUCACUAUUGCCUUCCCUGCUGCUCCACUAUUGACUGUAAUCCUGGCUUUAGUUGGUAUGGAAGCCAUUAUGUCAGAAUUUUUCAACGAUACCACAACAGCAUUUUACAUAAUACUAAUAGUAUGGAUAGCUGACCAGUAUGAUGCUAUUUGUUGUCAUACCAACAUCAGUAAACGUCAUUGGUUAAGGUUUUUCUAUUUAUAUCAUUUGGCAUUUUAUGCCUACCACUAUAGAUUUAAUGGACAGUACAGUGGUUUAGCUUUAUUUACAUCCUGGUUAUUUAUACAGCAUUCAAUGGUGUAUUUUUUCCAUCACUAUGAAUUACCUGCGAUUCUACAACAAGCCAGAAUACAACAGAUAGUAAAUAACCAAAAUACUAAUCAAACUAAUGCAGAUAGAGAAAAUAAUCAGCCAGCAAAUACUACACAAGAUAAUCAGGUACCAGUAGAUACACAAGAUAAUCAGGUACCAGUAGAUCAACAGCCUGCAGAACCUAAUGUACCAGUAGAUCUGCCUACACAAGAAUCAAAUCAGAAUAAUUCAGAGUCAGAAGUACAGACUGAAUCUGCUGGACAGAAUAUAGCAGAGGAAAAUAAUCAGCCUCCAUCAUUAGGAGCUUUAUCUACUGAAACUAAUACAGAAGUAACUAAUACACAAUCACCGUUAGAAGGUGUAUCUGCAGGAACAGAUACAUCAUUAGAAAAUAGUCAACAAGCAUCUUUUAUACCUGAAAAUAAUUUAGUAAAAUGUGAAAAUAAUUCUCAUAUACCAUCAGAUUCUAUAAAAACUAUGAAUGGAACGAUUCCUAAAGAUUCAGAAAAUGAAUCUCUAAUUAACACUGAUAGAACUAGUACUGGUGAUCUCUCUCAUAAACCUUGCAAUAGUACUACUUCACUUAAUGAGAAUUCUAAUGGAGAUUCAUCAAAGUGUUUAGGUGACUCAGAUCAAACACUUGAAUCAUCUAGAUCUAGUCAAAGUUUUCAGAACUGUGAUAGUGAACAAACUUCCACAUCAUGAAUCUUAGUUAAUUUGUGAAACUAUGUAAUGGUAAGACUGAAAAUAUCGAAAUGCUAUUUUGGGUAAGGAAUUGUGAAUUAAAAUUUGUUUUGUAUAGAUUAAAAAUGUGCAAGAUUAGAAAAAAAUGCAACAGUUUAUAAUACAGUACCUAUCUUGA